UUACUACACAACCUUUAGCAUGUAUUAAUAACCAUUGAAAAGUUUUUAACUAAUCGUUCCUCCUUAAUACAAACAUGACUACUUUCCUAAAGAAGAAGCUACACCUCUGCUUCUCCUCCUCCGGUGUUCACUCACCGUCGAUUCCUUCUUCCCCGAUCGUCGUUCCCAAUCACAACCCUCCAUCUCCAUCUCAUAAUCAACAUCACACUACUCCAGCCUCAAUCUUCAUCAACACCUUCAACUCUCUCUACGACCACCUCUCCCUUUCCUCUCCCCUCCACCGUAACGAUAAAUUCACCUCCGUCGCCGCCGCCGCAUUAACCACUCCCAAAUCCGGCGACAUUGGAUCCAGUUUGUUCAGCGGCGGAUUGCAUCCUUCUCCGCGUAAAGCUGACGACGACUACGAAGAUGAAGAAGACGAAGAUGAAACUUACGCCGUCGUUUCAAAGCUUUUAAGCGACGGAACAGCGAUUUUAAAGCACAUUGACUCAUCGGAUCCGUGUAGAGACUUCGGAAAGUCGAUGAGAGAGAUGGUGGAAGCUAGAGAAUCGACGAGAGACGACGUCUCCGAUAGAGAGUACUUGAACGAGCUGCUCUUCUGUUAUCUCUCAUUGAACCCUAAACAUACUCACAAGUGCAUAGUCUCUGCUUUCUCCGAUACACUUCUCUGGUUACUUUCUCCCUCGUCGUCAUCGCCGGAGAGUUCUUUAUCCCAAUCGAUUUGA
Eruca vesicaria subsp. sativa (arugula) is the source of this 725-nucleotide messenger RNA. NCBI's taxonomy places the organism in Eukaryota, Viridiplantae, Streptophyta, Magnoliopsida, Brassicales, Brassicaceae. The record is from the annotation of a GenBank genome assembly.